Molecule: messenger RNA, 3754 nt
Organism: Astyanax mexicanus (Mexican tetra)
Lineage: Eukaryota; Metazoa; Chordata; Actinopteri; Characiformes; Acestrorhamphidae
Gene: tnfaip3
Product: tumor necrosis factor, alpha-induced protein 3
Exons: 9
Coding region: 173-2527 (784 amino acids)
Biological process (GO): positive regulation of Wnt signaling pathway; protein K29-linked deubiquitination; cytoskeleton organization
Cellular component (GO): cytoplasm; nucleus
Molecular function (GO): zinc ion binding; DNA binding; K63-linked polyubiquitin modification-dependent protein binding
Source: RefSeq, a predicted model, not a curated record
CGCGGUGUGAAGCGCCAUGGAGCAGCAGCAGCGCGGUUAGCGGGGUUUAGCGCUCCGGACUGGGGGACCGAGGAGGCGCGGAGUCGCAGCUCUUUCUCUCGGGCUUCCGCUGCUGGAUACCGACAUAUUGAGCAGAAAUAAUUUGGUGUCCCGCUCCUCUCCCAAGAACACAAUGUCCCAGGGCCAGAACUUCCUGCCCAAGUUCCUGUUUGUCAGCAACCUUCUAAAGGCUGUAAAGAUACGCGAACGUGUCCCCAACGAUGUCGUGAAGCCCUCCUCCAGCGGCGGCCUGCUCCAUCACCUGCGGGGCAUGCACCGCUACACUCUGGAGAUGAUCCGCAUGAGCCAGUUCCCGCAGGCCUUCUGCGAAGUCAUCCAGGCAGCCAUCUUGGACCGGGCCAUGCAGAUCUCCCUGGAGCAGGAGAAGAGGCUCAACUGGUGCCGAGAGGUCAAGAAGCUGGUGCCGCUCCGGACGAACGGUGAUGGGAAUUGUCUGCUUCAUGCUGCCUCGCAGUACAUGUUAGGAGUACAGGACACGGACCUCGUCCUGCGAAAAGCCCUUUACGCCGUGCUCAAAGAGACUGACACCAGUAAUUUUAGAGCACGCUUUCAAACUGAGCUCCUUCACUCCCAGGAGUUCACCCAGACUGGCCUGCGCUACAGUACCAAGAACUGGGAAGAGGAGUGGGAGAAGAUAGUUGAAAUGGCAUCUCCUGUAUCCAGCAGUAAUGGCCUACAGUUUGACUCCCUGGAAGAUAUUCACAUCUUUGUGCUAUCGAAUAUCCUGCGCAGACCAAUUAUUGUCAUUGCAGAUCAAGUGCUGAGGAGUAUGAAGUCUGGUUCCUCCUUUUCACCGCUCAAUGUGGGUGGCAUAUACCUUCCUCUUCAUUGGCCCCCAGAAGAGUGCUACAAGUAUCCUAUAGUCCUCGGCUACGACUCCCAACACUUUGCCCCCCUCAUAACUGUCAAAGACAGUGGUCCAGAGUUUCGAGCAGUUCCUCUGAUAAAUCCUGGCCGGGUGGGCUUUGAGGAACUGCGUAUACACUUCCUUACUGAGAAGGAACAGCAACAGAAGGAGCGGCUGUUAAACGACUACCUGAUGAUCAUGGAGAUCCCCGUCAUUGGCCUGGGCUAUGAUCCCACACAGAUGAUCAGAGCAGCUCGGCUUGAUGAGGGAAACCUGCCUGAGGACAUGAACCUUAUGGAGGACUACCUGCAGCUGGUCACCCACGAGUACAAGCGCUGGCAGGAAGACAAGAAGUCUUUGUGGGCUCCCCAGUCACAGCGUCCUCCUCUGUUCUCUGUUUCUCAGCUGUCCCUUAUCGAGAUCCGCUGCGCCACACCUCGCUGCACCUUCUACGUUUCUGUGGACACGCAGCCACACUGCCACGAAUGCUUUGAGAAGCGUCAGGCUGGCCGGAAGCUGGAGGCUGUGGCUAACCAUGCCAAUUCCUCUUCGGACACAGAGGGCUGCGGUAGGUCGGCCACUACGGAGCGCUCUGUGAUCCCCAGCCCUCGCUCAGCACCACCUCCCACCGCCCCCAGUCUGAGCCUGUACAGUGAAACACACGCCAUGAAGUGCAAAACAACCGGCUGUCUGUUCACACUUAGCGUGGAGCACGAUGGCCUGUGCGAGCGCUGCUUUGCUGCUCGCCAAAGCAGGCUGGCCGGAAACGGGCCACCCCAAGGACCCUCCCAUCACGGCUGGGGACAGGGUUGGGUGCUUGGUGGCCGGGAGCGAGAGAAGGAGCGAGAGCGUGAGAGAGAGAGGGACAGCGAGCACUGCAGUGCGUGUCGACAGGAGGCCACACGGACAUUCAACGGACUCUGCCCGUCCUGCAUGCAGAGAACGGUGGUUUCAGAGCGGAGUGACACUCAGCAGCUGGAGCCAAGGAUGGAAGGCUCAGUGUGGACGCCGCUAAGGGAUCCAGAGCGCACGGGCACUGGUGGCCACGGUUGGCAGACCCAGACAGCGCGGCAGUGCAAGCGCUCAGGCUGCCAGUUCUUUGGGACGCCCGAGAAGCUGGGAUUCUGCACUAUAUGUUACGUGGACUUUCAGACCAAUCACCAAGCAGCCUCUGUGGUGGUGCCACCUAGACAUACUUCGGAGGCAGGCUUUCAGAACCUCCGGUGUCGGGGCCAGGGGUGUGGUGCAGUGGGCAAGGCCAUGCUGGAGGGCUACUGCAACAAGUGUUAUGUGAAGGAGCAGAGUGCCAGACUUACCCAGGCUGCUAGCAGAGGCUCCAGUUCCCCUCCUCUAGUCAUGCGAGCUUCAAAACCACGUCCACCGGCGACACUUAACCAGGCCCAGUGUCGGCGAAGCGGCUGUAAGAACCUGUCGCCCGGCUGUACUGACCUGUGCCCGGACUGUCUGAGCCGCGGACAGCGCGAGGGCAGGCGUGCGCAGGCGCCCAAAGAGAAGAGCAAACAGCGCUGCAGGACGCAGGGCUGCGACCACUACGCCAACCAGGAGAAGCAAGGCUACUGUAAUGAGUGCGACCACUUUAAGCAGAUCUACCGAGGCUGACCGAAACCAGCUUUCAGUCUAAAACAAAAGGGACUAGAACCUUGCACACUGACGGGCAAAAAAAGGAAUCCUUUGGCUAACCUGCCCAUCUGCUUUGGGCAGUGCUAAAGAACCUGCCGGUGCUGUAGAACUGGUGAUUACCUCUCAAGCUAAGUUUUGAUCAUUUUUGUAUCGUGUGUAUUGGACCCAGGUUGGGGGUGUUGACGUAACAAAAACUGAUGAUACACUGGCAUCCAGUCGCAUACAUCUGUGGUAUCUCUGAUUUAUAUCGAACAGGGUAAUAGAUUGUAAACAAUUUUUACAUUGCCAACAAAAUUGGGGGAAGCGACUUAAAAGGAUUUUUUUUUCUUUUUUCCUGAUUGUGAGCUGACAACAGUGCAGUUUGACCAAAGUUACCUAAAGAAUGAUUAUGACCAAGCCAAUGUACAUCACCACUGUGGACUACGGUAAGCCAGUGGGGCCUGUAGAAAAUACAGGAGCAAGAGCUACAGGGUUUCAAAGUUCGCCGAAAGACAGCAUUUGAUAAUUUAUUUGAUACUUCUUAGGUUAAGUGCCAAUGAGAGUUUUGCAAAGCAGUGCUCCAGUUUUAUUUCCUGCUGUACCAUUUGAUGUCUGCUGGCAGUACGGACCUGUUGCCUUUUGAGAUUGAUAUAUAUUUUUUUCGUAUUACUUUUUUUUUUCUUUAGUUUUCGUCAUUGCUGGACGUCUUUGUGUGUGUCCUGCUUGAUCUUGAAAUGAUUAUACACCUGAUUUUGCCUUGCUAGACUUUGUUCAGUAUCUUUUUACUGGCUAUGGCACUGGAAUAUGUUGGAUAUGUUCUAACAUUUUUGCGUAGCUUAAGAUGAAAGAAUUUCCGAAGUGCAAUAACGCUGGUUUUCCACCUCACCUCCUUAAUCGAGAGCAUGUGACCACUCACACGUGAAGCAGUCAAAAUAACACUGAUGGGAAAUGCCACACCAAAAAAAAAAUAAAAGUGCAACAGAAGAGAAAUCCCAGUUAGGAUUAACGUUAAGUUUAGAAAAAGGAAAUAAAAAAAGAACAGUGAUCCAAAUGUAAACACACCUGUGUGUUGUGCACACCCUCUCUUAAAUCUGUGAAUAUCCGUCUGCUUUUUUUUUCUCUCUCUCUCUCUAUUUUUGCAAGGGAUCUUCAUUCCCUUGGCUGUGCUUCUUUGCUACAUUCACACAAUGCCUCUAUUGCAUACAUUUGGUAUGCAAAACCGUCUCU